Messenger RNA from Acipenser ruthenus (sterlet), 6587 nucleotides. Its product is annotated as abl interactor 2-like. Lineage: Eukaryota; Metazoa; Chordata; Actinopteri; Acipenseriformes; Acipenseridae. The transcript has 13 exons. The record is from RefSeq and is a predicted model, not a curated record. Gene Ontology annotation, molecular function: SH3 domain binding. The coding region runs from base 112 to 1785 and encodes 557 amino acids. Gene Ontology annotation, cellular component: lamellipodium.
UGACAGCCUACCCUAAACUCAAAACCGUGGUCUAACACCUUUCCACCGUGGUAGCAGAGGAAGUGGUGUUUAUCCCUGCUUCCUGUGCUGUGUUUGGUUCUGUGUGGAAAGAUGGCGGAGCUACAGAUGCUGUUGGAAGAGGAGAUCCCGGCUGGACGGAGAGCCUUGCUCGACAGUUACACCAAUCUUGAAAGAGUCGCAGAUUAUUGCGAAAACAACUACAUACAGUCUGUAGAUAAACACAGAGCCCUAGAAGAAACCAAAAAUUACACAACCCAGUCUUUGGCGAGCGUUGCCUACCUGAUCAACACCUUAGCCAACAAUGUCCUCCAGAUGCUGGAUAUCCAGGCGUCCCAGCUGCGCCGCAUGGAGUCCUCUAUCAACCACAUCUCUCAGACUGUGGACAUCCACAAAGAGAAAGUGGCCAGGAGAGAGAUUGGCAUCCUGACGACCAACAAGAACACCUCAAGAACUCACAAAAUCAUUGCACCCGCCAACCCGGAGAGACCUGUGCGCUACAUCCGGAAGCCCAUCGAUUACACGAUGCUCGAUGACAUUGGCCAUGGAGUGAAGUGGUUGCUUAGAUUUAAGUGGAAGAAUACAGGUCCCUUCUACAGAAGAAAGGUCAGCACACAGAACAUGAAGAUGGGUGGUCUCCCGAGAACCACCCCACCCACCCAAAAACCUCCAAGCCCGCCAGUGUCAGGGAAAAGAACGAUCGGGCGGCACUCUCCUUACCGAACCCUAGAGCCUGUUCGUCCUCCUGUGGUUCCCAACGACUACGUGCCGAGUCCGACACGCAACAUGGUGCCCACUCAGCAACAGAGCCCAGUCCGAACUGCUUCUGUAAACCAGAGGAACCGCACAUACAGCAGCAGUGGGAGCAGUGCAGGCAGCCACCCGAGCAGCCGGAGCAGCAGUCGAGAGAACAGUGGGAGCGGCAGUGUAGGCAUCCCCAUCCCCAUCGCUGUGCCCACCCCCUCUCCACCCAGCGUCUAUCCAGCCCCUGCUGGCUCAGCUGGUACACCACCUGCCCCUGCUCCCCCCUCUGUGCCCCCCAACCCUCCCCCUCCUGCCCCUGCCCCCUCUCCCACCCCUCCCUUGGAGGUGGCUGCAGGUUCCCAGCAGUCUACUGCUGACUGCUUCACCUCUCCCCCUGCUGCUGUAACUACUCCUGCUCCAGUGACAGGUCAAACUCCCCAAUUCUACAGUAUGAAUAGACCGGUGUCCCGACAUGCUGCACCAACAACAGGGGGGUCUCUGCCCUACAGACGUCCUCCUUCAGUCAUGUCCCAGACCAACCUGCAGAACCACGUCAACGGAGGCCUCAAUUACAACCAGAGUCAAGCCUCCCUUGCUCCACCACCCCCCUCUAUCCUACAGAUCACUCCACAGCUCCCACUGAUGGGCUUCGUGGCGCGGGUUCAAGAGAACAUUUCAGACGCUCCCCCGCCCCCUCCCCCUGCGGACGACCCUGUGUUUGACGAGUCACCGCCCCCACCCCCUCCCCCAGAGGACUAUGAAGAGGAGGAGUCUGCGGUGGUGGAAUACAGUGACCCCUAUGCAGAGGAGGAUCCUCCAUGGGCUCCCAGGACCUACCAAGAAAAGGUUGUGGCGAUCUACGACUACUCGAGGGACAAGGAGGAUGAGCUGUCUUUCCAGGAGGGCUCCAUCAUCUACGUAAUCAAGAAGAAUGACGACGGCUGGUACGAAGGGGUCAUGAACGGCACAACGGGCCUCUUCCCUGGGAACUAUGUGGAGUCCAUCAUGCAUUACGCCGAAUGAGCCCGGCGCUGCCCCGGCAGUGUUACUUUGGACAAGGGAGGAACAGUGUGUGGGGAGGGGGAGGGGAGUCCUUAAAGAUCCGAAAGGCUUGAGGAGAUCCAAAGUAAUGCACGCACACUUUGGCAAAACAAACAAAAAAGAAAAUUGCAGAAUAAAAUGGAGGGUACUAUUGUAAUAAAACCACUGUCUUUUCUUUAUUGUACAAAGAAACGGAUUGAAGUGGCUUGAGACCAACUAAGAGGGCUGUUGAUAGGUUUUAUUUUUUGGUCAAGCAAGCUGACACACUUUACACCUGGAGACGGUGUGGUGGGGUGGGUGUGAGGGUUGACCGAUAUACACUAUUUUACUUUUUCAGAUUCUUAAAUUUAGACCAUUUGUAUGCGACAGUAUCCAGAUGGGAGAUCUUGAUAUAAAAGGGAUUGUAACCAUACUGGGUGACCGUUUCACUAGUGUGUUUUUUUGCUUUGGUUGCAUUGUAGGGAGUGAAUACUGUACACUACAAACAUUUGGCUUGAAAAUGCCUAAAGGAGUAAAGGAAGGAGCUGGCAUGUCUUUUCACUGCCAUUUGGUUAUGAGGAGUACUUUGUAGAUCGCAGCUGUGUUGAGCUUCAGUGAUGGUUUUCUUCUCUUCAGGUCUUGGGGUACGUAGUACAAGGUUAAGGGAGAUAUUUCACAUGUACAGAUUUCCAAAAAUAAGGUUAAAAUAUACACAUACUUGAAUGCUGAAGUUCCUAGAACAAUAGUGUUUGGUAAUUUUUUGCAAAUAGCCAUGUAAUAUGUUUUUAAUAUUAUAUUAGGCAGCCCAGCCAAGCAAGUGGAUAUGAAUCUCAUUUUUUAUAAGAUUUGUAAGGACCAGGAUAUCAAGUCACUGUUUUGGAAUUUUUUUUUUUUUCUUUGUCGUAUCAAAUUCCCACGCAGGUAUAAUGUUCACAUAACCAAUCGCCGCAUACUGUAGGUAAGAUUAGGUCUUGAGGUAGUGGAUGUGUGGAUGAAUGGAAGUCUUUGUACCAUGUUGGCUCGAUAGGCAUGGUGACAGUCAGACAUGAAUUAAACCACCGUGUUGACAUGAACGGAUCGGACUGUGUUUAUGCUCUGGGAGGUUAGAGGAGAGUACGAUGGACACUCCUUAAGAAACAAGGAUCAGGACUGAAAAGAUGGGAAGUUGCAUUGUUCAGAUCUGAGAGAUCUUGGCCAUUCUUCCUUGCUUGCGUUCUACUGAGUUUUGCUCUAGUCUAAAUUGUACCUAUUUUCAGGGAUACCUGAGAACAAUGUGUAAAAGAAGAUGAUGUUGAGCGAAUGGGAAAGAAAUACUAUUUUUAGUUAUGGGUUCCACCCCAAGCUAGUGAUUUUAGAGAAUAUUCAUAAUUGUAGUGGUCUUUAUUGCUAAAAUUGUUUAAUCUUUAUUAAUUUGCUUUACAGAAUUUGUUUUCCUAUAUAUCUGAACUGUGCUGAUAAUCUAUAUAUACAGUGGAACGUCGCAUAUCCGACCGUCACAUAACCGCACUGAUCAAUUAACCGCCUCACUAAAUAAAUAAAUAAAUAAAUAAAUAAAAAUAUUCUGCUACGAGAGUAACAGUAUUGGCAGCAAGUGCAGCGUCCGCAAUGGAAACAGAAAGAAAUAGUUACAGCAAUCAGCCUUUUGGUGCGUUCCCCUUUAAGAGAGACGGGCUGUGUGCGUGUGUCAGUCAGCUGUGUGUAGCAGUGACGUUUCAAUACACCAGUUGAGAAAACUUUAGUGUUUUACUUUUAUUUUUAUUUUUUUGUGCAAUGUGUUUAUAUGAUGGAGCGCAUGGUUGCAGAUAUUGGCAGCGUGUUAUUGUAGCUUUUAAAUGCAUUUGAUUUAAACAAAGCAAGAUUCAUAAACGCAAUGCUUACCGUCCGUUUGUUUAAAAUAGCCGAAGCAAUAUUUAAACCGAGCUUCUUAUCGGCUGUUGGCAAUAUCAAGAAAGAGCGCAAAGUACCAUGACAGAGAUAUUAAGAAAGCAGAACCAGGGAGGCAAGGACUUCUAGAGUUAAGAAAGAAGCCAUCAGUUGCAGGUUACUGUACAUUUACUGUUUUGUUUUGUAUUUUUUUUUUUAAAAGCUUUGCGUGGAGAUGGCUUAUAGUAAACUGCAUAGCAACACUGUGUAGCCAAAUUAAUCUUGUUUACGUUUGCUUACUUUUAAAGCAAAGAAUUUCCCUGUGUUUUAAAGCAGUUUGAGUGUUUUUGUUCACUAACCUCUUUAUGCAUGUGUAAAUGUCAUUUUCUAUAGAUGUUUGCAAAUCCGACUUUUUCACAUAUCCGCCUAUACCCCAGUCCACAGGGGGUCGGAUAUGCGGCGUUGUACUGUACAUGCAUCAGUCAACCCCCACGGUUUUAUGCAGUACUAAUUGUGUAGAUAUUUUUGAGUUUUAUGUGUUUAUCUUAUAUACUGAGCAUCAAAAGAAACUUACCACUAUUAUAACACAUUUAUUUUCGAAAAAAAAUAAGGUAUAUAAAUGAUGGACAAAAUGUUUUUGGUUUCUUUUUAAUCACUCGAUCAUUCAUCCUUGACCAUAACAUGCUUGUCUGAAGCAUAUGCACUUAAUCACCUAAUUAGUAAGAGUUGAUUGGACACCAGAUACGGAGUGAUUUCAGCUGUUGAAUUGCAAGCUUGAAUAAAAGCAAAAAAGAAAAUCACAGAAAAACACUGAUAUGCCACGUUUGUCAAGAGAGCAGCGCCUUCGUGCAAUCUGCAUGUUGGAGGCUGGACUAGGGCAGCGUACUGUGGCUCGCCGUCUUGGGUGCUCACAGCCAGCAAUUUCAAACCUGGCAAGAUGGUAUAACCAGACACACACUGUCAAUGACAGGCCAUGAACUGGGAGACAUGGGAGACGUGUGGCUUCUAGGGCUCGGAGACCACUGAACAGGCAGAUGCUUAUCCAGGCACUACAAGAGGAAUGGUCCAGGAUUCCACAAGACAACAUCUGAAACCUGGUGCAAAGCAUGCUUCACAGAUGUACUGCUUGUGUUGCUUUCAACGGUGCCACACACGCUACUAGCCUGUGACUUUCACAGCAUCCCCUGUCCACCCAUAACUUUUGACAGUAAAAUGUCAAUUGUUAAUCAGCACAAUAUAAAGUCACUGCACCUGCUCUAAAACAGAGUUUGUCAUUUUUCGAUCAGUGAAUUUGUUCCAAAUAUAAGUGAUAAGUUUCUUUUGAUGCUCAAUAUAUAUAAAAUCUAUUUUUUUUAUUAUGAUUUCUUUUGAAAGUUAGAAAGUUAUUGUGUACUGGAUCUGAACUACAGCCCAAUCUAAUUUGAAACCUUGUGUAUGUAGAGCUCUAUAGACUGCAUGCUAUAAUAAAGCAACAUUUGAAAUUCCUGCUUUACAUUUCACCCCCAAUAUUUUUUUUCUAGUUUUCUAAUUAAUUUUUCUGAUUUGAUUUGAAAGCCAAGAAGAAAAGACUUGGUGGGGUUGCUGGGGAUCUGUGCUGGUUCUUUCUUACUGGCAAACUGUUCUUUUCAAAGUCAGGAACAAAUGGAAACUGUAUUUUAAGUAACAUGUUUCUGAACCACACAAUUUAUAAAACAAAAAAUAAAACACAAACGUCUUACUGACUGAUGCUGUUGCUUUUAUCAUAGUCUGGAAUCUAAUAUAUUUUUGUUGCUGUUCGCACCAUCUUUCCUAUUGUAAUCAUAUGCUGUCCUUCAUGGAAAUUCCAGCAGUGACCAGCACUGGUUUUUGGCUGGUAGUGCUGGCUUUGUAGAUGUGGUCCUGGUUUAAACUGGUCCAAGAAAAAAAUAGGUUCAUUAAAAACCCUUUCCUGUAAAGUUCUAAAGACAACUGUUUGUUGUCUACUCUCUGAAAGCAACACAUUUGCUGUAAAACUUGUGGUUUUAUAUACCUGCUCAGUAAGUGGCUGGUACAAAUGUGUUCCAGUUUCCUUAGCUGGGCACCAGCAGUUGCUAGAAUGUUCAGCGGUUUGCUGGUUAUUGGUCCUUCAGCACUACCAAAAACUGCACCACGAAAACAAACAAAACCAACUGAACAUACACCAUUUCUGUUUAGCUUCAAGGGCAGCUGGAAUCACUAUGGUGAAAUCUAGUGGGAUGAUAUUAUUAUUAUUAUUAUUAUUAUUAUUAUUAUUAUUAUUAUUAGUAUUAUUAUUAGUAUUAUUAUUAUUCAUAUUAAUAUCAAUAUUAGUAUUAUUAUUAUUAAUAUUAAUAUGUUGAUACAGAAAGCACAGAGAAAUCUCACUUCUGAACACAAAAGUGGAGAGAAAUGUAGAUGUAUUUUUUUUUUGUAUCAUGAAAAUGGACAUUCAAAAGAUACCAAUGAUUUUGCAACAUGAAUAAAUAUGGAUGCUAUUGUAUGUAUACAUGACUGCAAAACAAAGGACCUCUCUUCUGAUGGGAAAUGGGGAAAUAGAGUGAUCUGUUUUAGAAAGCCAUGAUAUUAAAUGGAUCGUUGCAGUAUCCAGGACCUUGCAGGAAGUGCAAUAUUUAUUACAUGUAUCUAAUCUUUUUUCAGUGGGGUCUCUAUUUGUGACUCUUGCAUGCAGGUAUCUGUAUAGUGCACCUUAGGUUUUCUUAGCUGCAGCAAAUUGUCUAGAUUGACAGCAUGUGGCGAGCAUGGAGAAUGGGCCACAAGACAGGACAGCCUCCCCUGUUGCUGGAAAAUAAGAUGGUGAGGGUAACCCCUCCUGCACUAAAACAAGUAGCAACUUCCUACAUGACACAAACCAUUUCUCCUGUGUGUGUGGAUUUGGGUGGAUUAUGUGUGUCAUCAUAAUCUGUGGUUAAGGAAUUAAAAAAAAAAAAAAAAAAAAAAAAAAAAAA